Molecule: messenger RNA, 1702 nt
Organism: Malus domestica (apple)
Lineage: Eukaryota; Viridiplantae; Streptophyta; Magnoliopsida; Rosales; Rosaceae
Product: kinase-interacting family protein
Molecular function (GO): actin binding
Source: RefSeq, a predicted model, not a curated record
UUUGCGUAGGCUUUUGCUUUGCUCUCACAUACGUUACUCUUCUCCUUAAUUUACAAAGUAUUUAUUUAUUUCAGAGCAGGGAUAAUAUAUAAUCAUGGUUUAAUUACAGCUAUACCCCUGGAACUAGCGCUAGCUAUUUCAUCUGCUCCUCCGUCGUCUUGAGUCUCUUGGGUAUUCAGUAUUCUCCUCUCUCUGGUCCUGCCUCUGCCUCUGCCUCUGCCUCUGCCUCUGCCUCUGCCUCUGCCUCUGCCUCUGCCUGCAGGUGUUGUAGGAGGCUUGAGAGUCUCGAGACAUGUCGAUGGGACCGACAGCGGUGGAGAAACAAAUAACAAUGUCAUCAGCUUCAUCAUAUCCUCCUCCUCCUUCAGUUGAGUUGUCGGCUCCUCCAAGUCCAAGAAGUAGUUUAAGCAGCAGCAACAAGUCCACCAUGAAUCGGAAACCCCCAUGGCUCUUGCCCGUCCUUGACGAUAUGGAAGAGAGGAUGAAGAUGGUGGCAUCUAACACAGCUCAACAAGACACUGGAGACACCUUCGCUGAACGAGCCGAGGCUUACUACAAACGACGCCCUCAGCUUCUCUCUCUGCUUCAAGACUUGUACAAUGCCUACCUCACUUUAUCCGAUCGUUACAUUCAAACAAUCGCCAAAACCAAUCAUCGACGCAGACACUCCUCCCAAACCUCAAUCACUGAUAAUGGCUACUAUGACGACUAUCAUGACCAACAAGACGCAGAUGGUGAUACAUUAAGCCAGAUGGAUUCGGACGUGGACAGUUCCCUCUCCUAUCAGCAAUUACCUCUGGCUGCUGCUGCUCAGGAUGAUGGCAUGGUUUUGGAUUUGGACGCGAUUGUUACGGAGAUUGUGAUGAAGAAUGUCGAAUGUGAUAUCUUACUUGAUGAGGCCGACACCACAGAGAGGCGAUACAACGAGUCAUCCAGGAAGAUAGAGUUGCAGAAGAGCUUGCUUGAGGUGCUGGAGUCCGAAAGGCUCAUACUACUGCAUGAGAAUGCCAAGUUGGGGUACAAAUUGGGUGCACUGAUGGAAGAGAACAAAGCCCUCGCAUCCGAGUCUAUGUUCAUUAAGAGGAAGGCUGGAGAGCUGGCUAGAUGUCUGCUCAAGGUGAGGGAGGAUCAGAGGGUGUGCAUGCUUAGCCGUAAAAUCGAGGACCUGCAGGGCCAGAUUUAUGGGUUGGAGAGGAGGAACAAGGAGUACUAUGAGCAACUCAUGAAGAGAGACCAAUGGUCCUCCCAACUUGAACAAGAAGAGAGUAGGAGCAUCAACAACAAGAGCAAGUUUAAUGGGAAUGAGGUGAACAUGGAUAUUUGCUUCCAAAUAGGGAAGAUUCAAUCGGCAAGAGAGGCUGAUAGAGUGAAGGUUUUUGGAGCUAGUGAAGAUUUGGAGCUGUGAACGGGAAGAAGGGUUUGAGUUGGUGGGGAAAGGUCAAGAACAUGGAUUUGUUUCUGUGCGGAGGCUCUACUUAACCUUAAUGGUCUCUGUUUAGUAAACUUAAGUUAAUGGUGGUCUGUUUACAUUUCUUCUAUUGAACUCAACGCUGUCAUGAACCUGCUGACUCCAUGGUGAUUCUGCCUUAUAUUAGUUUCAUGGUUAAGGAGAAUUUGAUGCUGAAACCAGGUGAGGUGUGCCACUAUAGUUGAAGUUGCCAACUUUUAAUCUAUGACUAAACUAUUGAAUGCUUCAAAUGAA